Messenger RNA from Pelobates cultripes (western spadefoot toad), 17349 nucleotides. The record is from the annotation of a GenBank genome assembly. Lineage: Eukaryota; Metazoa; Chordata; Amphibia; Anura; Pelobatidae.
GCUCCUCAGGCGAACGAGUGGAGUCUCCAGUUCUAUGGCCGCCGCCGCCACGACACGGACGUCUUACUACUCAGCAUUUAGAACUCUGUGUGGAAUGAUAGCGUGUGACUGUGUUAGCGCUGCCUGGCAGAGGACGGGGACCCCAGUGACGUCACGCGCUGUUUGGCGGUCGGUCUGGAAUGGACGCCGAGCAGAAUGCGGAUAAUCUGCGGGUUUACAGCGGGAUGGCGGCCGCCCUGGGUAAUACACCGCGAGGCUACAUGAUGGACCAUUCAUUGCCCAGUACCCAGCCUUUAACCCCUUACUGACAUGGUGUCAUAGCUGCACUGAUUAACCCCUUACUGACACGGUGUCAUAGCUACAAUGAUUAACCCCUUACUGACACGGUGUCAUAACUACAAUGAUUAACCCCUUACUGACACGGUGUCAUAGCUACAAUGAUUAACCCCUUACUGACAUGGUGUCAUAGCUGCACUGAUUAACCCCUUACUGACGUGGUGUCAUAGCUACAAUGAUUAACCCCUUACUGACGUGGUGUCAUAGCUACAAUGAUUAACCCCUUACUGACACGGUGUCAUAGCUACAAUGAUUAACCCCUUACUGACAUGGUGUCAUAGCUACAAUGAUUAACCCCUUACUGACACGGUAUCAUAGCUACAAUGAUUAACCCCUUACUGACACGGUAUCAUAGCUACAAUGAUUAACCCCUUACUGACACGGUAUCAUAGCUACAAUGAUUAACCCCUUACUGACACGGUAUCAUAGCUACAAUGAUUAACCCCUUACUGACACGGUGUCAUAGCUGCAAUGAUUAACCCCUUACUGACAUGGUGUCAUAGCUACAAUGAUUAACCCCUUACUGACACGGUAUCAUAGCUACAAUGAUUAACCCCUUACUGACACGGUAUCAUAGCUACAAUGAUUAACCCCUUACUGACACGGUAUCAUAGCUACAAUGAUUAACCCCUUACUGACACGGUGUCAUAGCUGCAAUGAUUAACCCCUUACUGACACGGUGUCAUAGCUACAAUGAUUAACCCCUUACUGACACGGUAUCAUAGCUACAAUGAUUAACCCCUUACUGACACGGUAUCAUAGCUACAAUGAUUAACCCCUUACUGACACGGUAUCAUAGCUACAAUGAUUAACCCCUUACUGACACGGUGUCAUAGCUACAAUGAUUAACCCCUUACUGACACGGUGUCAUAGCUACAAUGAUUAACCCCUUACUGACAUGGUGUCAUAGCUACAAUGAUUAACCCCUUACUGACACGGUAUCAUAGCUGCAAUGAUUAACCCCUUACUGACAUGGUGUCAUAGCUGCACUGAUUAACCCCUUACUGACACGGUGUCAUAGCUGCAAUGAUUAACCCCUUACUGACAUGGUGUCAUAGCUGCACUGAUUAACCCCUUACUGACACGGUGUCAUAGCUGCACUGAUUAACCCCUUACUGACACGGUGUCAUAGCUACAAUGAUUAACCCCUUACUGACGUGGUGUCAUAGCUACAAUGAUUAACCCCUUACUGACAUGGUGUCAUAGCUGCACUGAUUAACCCCUUAUUGACGUGGUGUCAUAGCUACAAUGAUUAACCCCUUACUGACACGGUGUCAUAGCUGCACUGAUUAACCCCUUACUGACACGGUGUCAUAGCUGCACUGAUUAACCCCUUACUGACACGGUGUCAUAGCUGCACUGAUUAACCCCUUACUGACGUGGUGUCAUAGCUACAAUGAUUAACCCCUUACUGACGUGGUGUCAUAGCUACAAUGAUUAACCCCUUACUGACGUGGUGUCAUAGCUGCACUGAUUAACCCCUUACUGACAUGGUGUCAUAGCUGCACUGAUUAACCCCUUACUGACGUGGUGUCAUAGCUACAAUGAUUAACCCCUUACUGACGUGGUGUCAUAGCUACAAUGAUUAACCCCUUACUGACGUGGUGUCAUAGCUACAAUGAUUAACCCCUUACUGACAUGGUAUCAUAGCUACAAUGAUUAACCCCUUACUGACAUGGUGUCAUAGCUACAAUGAUUAACCCCUUACUGACAUGGUGUCAUAGCUACAAUGAUUAACCCCUUACUGACAUAGCUACAAUGAUUAACCCCUUACUGACAUGGUGUCAUAACUGCAAUGAUUAACCCCUUACUGACAUGUAAUGAUUAACCCCUUACUGACAUGGUAUCAUAGCUGCAAUGAUUAACCCCUUACUGACAUGGUGUCAUAGCUGCACUGAUUAACCCCUUACUGACAUAGCUACAAUGAUUAACCCCUUACUGACAUGUAAUGAUUAACCCCUUACUGACAUGUAAUGAUUAACCCCUUACGGAUAUGUUAUCAUUGCUACACUGAUUAACCCCUUACUGACAUAGCUACAAUGAUUAACCCCUUACUGACAUGGUGUCAUAGCUACAAUGAUUAACCCCUUACUGACAUGGUAUCAUAGCUGCAAUGAUUAACCCCUUACUGACAUGGUACCAUAGCUGCAACGAUUAACCCCUUACUGACAUGGUACCAUAGCUGCAACGAUUAACCCCUUACUGACAUGGUAUCAUAGCUGCAACGAUUAACCCCUUAGUGACAUGGUAUCAUAGCUGCAACGAUUAACCCCUUAGUGACAUGGUAUCAUAGCUGCAACGAUUAACCCCUUAGUGACAUGGUAUCAUAGCUGCAACGAUUAACCCCUUACUGACAUGGUAUCAUAGCUGCAACGAUUAACCCCUUACUGACAUGGUGUCAUAGCUGCAACGAUUAACCCCUUCCUGAGAUGGUAUCAUAGCUGGAAUGAUUAACCCCUUCCUGAGAUGGUAUCAUAGCUACAAUGAUUAACCCCUUACUGACAUGGUAUCAUAGCUACAAUGAUUAACCCCUUACUGACGUGUCAUAGCUGCACUGAUUAACCCCUUACUGACGUGGUGUCAUAGCUACAAUGAUUAACCCCUUACUGACGUGGUGUCAUAGCUGCAAUGCUUAACCCCUUACUGACAUGGUGUCAUAGCUGCACUGAUUAACCCCUUACUGACAUGGUGUCAUAGCUACAAUGAUUAACCCCUUACUGACAUGUAAUGAUUAACCCCUUACUGACAUGGUGUCAUAGCUGCACUGAUUAACCCCUUACUGACAUGGUCAUAGCUGCACUGAUUAACCCCUUACUGACUGUCAUAGCUGCAAUGCUUAACCCCUUACUGACAUGGUGUCAUAGCUGCACUGAUUAACCCCUUACUAGCUGCAAUGCUUAACCCCUUACUGACAUGGUGUCAUAGCUGCACUGAUUAACCCCUUACUGACAUGGUGUCAUAGCUACAAUGAUUAACCCCUUACUGACAUGUAAUGAUUAACCCCUUACUGACAUGGUGUCAUAGCUGCACCGAUUAACCCCUUACUGACAUGGUGUCAUAGCUACAAUGAUUAACCCCUUACUGACAUGUAAUGAUUAACCCCUUACUGACAUGGUAUCAUAGCUGCACUGAUUAACCCCUUACUGACAUGGUGUCAUAGCUACAAUGAUUAACCCCUUACUGACACGGUGUCAUAGCUGCACUGAUUAACCCCUUACUGACAUAGCUACAAUGAUUAACCCCUUACUGACAUGGUGUCAUAGCUACAUGAUUAACCCCUUACUGACAUGGUGUCAUAGCUACAAUGAUUAACCCCUUACUGACAUGUAAUGAUUAACCCCUUACUGACAUGGUAUCAUAGCUGCACUGAUUAACCCCUUACUGACAUAGCUACAAUGAUUAACCCCUUACUGACAUGGUGUCAUAGCUGCAAUGAUUAACCCCUUAGUGACAUGGUGUCAUAGCUACAAUGAUUAACCCCUUACUGACAUAGCUACAAUGAUUAACCCCUUACUGACAUGGUGUCAUAACUGCAAUGAUUAACCCCUUACUGACAUGUUGUCAUAGCUACACUGAUUAACCCCUUACUGACAAAGCUACAAUGAUUAACCCCUUACUGACAUGGUGUCAUAGCUGCACUGAUUAACCCCUUACUGACAUAGCUACAAUAAUUAACCCCUUACUGACAUGGUGUCAUAGCUACAAUGAUUAACCCCUUACUGACAUGUAAUGAUUAACCCCUUACUGACAUGUAAUGAUUAACCCCUUACUGACAUGUAAUGAUUAACCCCUUACUGACAUGUUAUCAUAGCUACACUGAUUAACCCCUUACUGACAUAGCUACAAUGAUUAACCCCUUACUGACAUGGUGUCAUAGCUACAAUGAUUAACCCCUUACUGACAUGGUAUCAUAGCUACAAUGAUUAACCCCUUACUGACAUGGUACCAUAGCUGCAACGAUUAACCCCUUACUGACAUGGUACCAUAGCUGCAACGAUUAACCCCUUAGUGACAUGGUAUCAUAGCUGCAACGAUUAACCCCUUAGUGACAUGGUAUCAUAGCUGCAACGAUUAACCCCUUAGUGACAUGGUAUCAUAGCUGCAACGAUUAACCCCUUACUGACAUGGUAUCAUAGCUGCAACGAUUAACCCCUUCCUGACAUGGUGUCAUAGCUGCAACGAUUAACCCCUUACUGACAUGGUAUCAUAGCUGCAACGAUUAACCCCUUCCUGAGAUGGUAUCAUAGCUGGAAUGAUUAACCCCUUCCUGAGAUGGUAUCAUAGCUACAAUGAUUAACCCCUUACUGACAUGUUAUCAUAGCUACAAUGAUUAACCCCUUACUGACAUGGUAUCAUAGCUACAAUGAUUAACCCCUUACUGACAUGGUAUCAUAGCUACAAUGAUUAACCCCUUACUGACAUGUUAUCAUAGCUACAAUGAUUAUCCCCUUACUGACAUAGCUACAAUGAUUAACCCCUUACUGACAUGUUAUCAUAGCUACAAUGAGUAACCCCUUACUGACAUAUAAUAUGUAAUGAUUAACCCCUUACUGACACACAUGGAAUCAUAUAUACAAAUGAUUAACCCUUUACUGACAUAUACCAUGAGAAACCUCUUACUCACAUAAAUUACCACGAUAAACCCCUUACUGACAUACAUGUCAUCUUAAACAAUGAUUAACCCCUUACUGACACAUGUAAUCCUAUAUCCAAUGUGCCACAAUGUUACAAAGAGGAUAAAGGAGCAAGUUAAUGAGAAACGUAAUAAUAAUUGCAAAAACCAAAAGGUGAAGGGGUCCAUGCUCAAAGGAGCUUACAUUCUGGGUGCCUUUAUUAUGAUUUGGUUAAGAAUGUAGAAAUACUUUAGGUUGUUGUACUUAAAGUUCAACUGUCACUUCUGUUUUAUAGGUAAUAUGCUUUUUGUACUGUUUUAUACAAUGGUGUAAAUUCCAGAGUAGUGACCCUUUAAUUUGCAACCUAGGCAUUGGUUAUUUUAGGGAGUAAUGGUGGGUUAUGUUCACGAUGGUCUGGGAUUGGUUGGAGACAGGGCCAGUGAUGUAAACAGUGUCACUGAUUCAUUCGAAGGGGGUGUAUGAACUCUGUGCACAUUCAUGUCAAGAUGGUAGGCUGCCAUAUACUGCUGAGGUGCUUGCAUAUGGACUGAUAUGGCAAUCCACUCUCAGACAUCUCUAUAUAUAGUGUUUGUAUAAAACCACACACGUAAAAUAAAUAUUGUUAAAAACAUACACACACACUCCAUCUAUCUCUAUCUUUUACUAUCUAUUUAUAUCCAUCUAUUUAUCUCUACAUCUAUUUCUAUCUAUUUCUAUCUCUCCCUCCCACACUCAGCCACCCGCCCACACUCACAAUCACUCGCUCACCAACCCACACUCACUCACUCUGUCAGUCACCCACCCACACUCACUCACACACACUCAGUCAGUGACCCACACUGUCACCCGCCCACAAUCACUCACUCAGCCACCCGCCCGCCCACACUCAGUCACUCACCCACACUGUCACCCACUCACCCUCAGCCUGCCACCCACCCACACCACACUCAGUCACCCACACCACACUCAGUCACCCAUUGACUCACACUCACUAAAUAAGUUUACUUACAGUUUGAAUCCUCCCCUCCUGCUCGGUCUCCAGUCUUCAGUUUCAGCCGACUCUUGUGUGCUGAUCUCCCACAAUCCUGCGGUGCGGACAGCCUGCAGAUAGGAUGCUUGUGCACAGUGCUGCACAGAGCUGCCCUCUGUCUGCUGACAGCAGAUCUGAGUGGAUUGAGGCGUUUUAAGCCUCCAUCAACUCGGAAGUCCCUCUGGUGGCAGUCUGAGUGACUGCAACUAGGGGUGUUCCUAGCUUUCAAUGUAAACACUGUGUUUUCUCAGAAAAUACAGUGUUUACAUGAGAAAGGCUGCAGGGAGCUAUAGUUCUCACCUGAAACACCUCAUUAAGCUGAAGUUGUUCAGGUGACUAUAGUGUCCAUUUUAAUGCUUGAAUAGAAGCAUUAGGCCCUCCCCAUAGGAAUGCAUUGGUUCAAUUCUUUCCUAUGGGGCUUUUACUGACACUGGAUGUCCUCAUGCAGAGCAUGAAAGUUGGUUAGCCGACAGAAAGUGGCUUUAGUGGCAGUAUGAUUGACAGCCAGUAGAGGCAGUCUUAGUCAUGCAAUGUAGUUAUUGCAGUUUCACAUUGCAGGGCUAAGUGGGACUGGAACACUGCACCCAGACCACUUCAAUCACAUGAAGUGGUGGGUGACUAUAGUGUCCCUUUAAGUCCUGCAUUACUUGCCAGACCUAAAAGUUGUUUGCAAUCACAAAGCUCCUCUUGUGUGAUUGCUGGGAAUAGAUAGGACCUUUGCUGAUGUUUAGUAGAAUGCUAACUCCAGCAUGGAAUAUUUCUUUAACUGUUUCUGAGAAUAAAAAAAUAUGGCAUGGCCCACAUUGAUAUUAUGUUUUGUUUGUGAUCUUUCAAGCAGUAGUCUUUCACAACUCCCACGCACAAUUACUCCCUGGAAUUUGAAAAGGUUUACGUCAUCGGUGUCCAACCUUUUGGCUUCCCUGGGACACAUUGAGCACAGAGGAAUUGUCUUGGGCUGCACAUAAAAGCUAUAAUAUAAAUAGUUUCUAUAAUAUAACUUCAAAAGCCCUUUUCCUUAAUUUGUUUAUUAGAUAACUUCCUUAUUUGUUAUCCUUUUGUGGGAUUGCAACUUAGGGUGCUAUCUACUAUACAUAUGCACACAUAACCACUCACAAAACAGACCUAUACACACGAUCACUGACUUGCGCACAUACAUACACAAAAAUCAAAUACACACACUUAGUACUAAAGAGGUCCACCCAGCCUCCCUACCGUGCUAUGGGAGAGCUGCAAUGGAUCCCCUGUCCCUGGUGGCUAGCGGUUGUUGCUGGGCUGGGACCUCUGUGCUCUUCCUGCACAGGUUCCUCGCGCUCCCAGCAGUAAUGCCGAUGCUGGAAUGAUGUCAUAUCCCGGUGGCUGGCUCUCUGCAGGGUGCACCAUGAGGACAAAAUGUAAAGUGCUGCUCCCUGCCUCCCUCGUUACCCGACAGCCCGGACGACAACCAGGCUGCGCUGCUAGCGGUCCCGUGCCGCAUUCAGGCCGCAGGUUGUAAACCCCUGGUUUAAGCAGUGGUCCUUAACUAGUUUUGAUGGUAACAGAAUUUGGUCCUGGGGUAUCUCUGCGGCGUUAAAUGAAUCAUGGAGCAGGUCCCACUAAGCAUAAAUAGAUCUUGCAUACAUCCUACAUAGUUAAUCAUCAUUCCAGUUCUGGUUUAGUGACUUCAUGAAUUGAGAGUUACCGGUUAUCAUGGGCAUAACUCUGAAACUUUAAUUUGUGAUUCUGGCAUCUUGUGCUUAAAAUAUAUUGAGUCUGGACUCCACUUGCAACCAGGCUUUCCUAGCAACUACCUCCAUACGUAGGCUGAGGCACAAAGAAAUUUACUAAGCAUUGGGUAUAAGGAGUCACAGCGCAUCGGUUAUGGGUUACAUUGAAUCCAUCCUGUUGGCUAUGGGACAGAGGACUUUAUGCAAUUGGCAUGAGGCAGAGAUAGACCCAUUGUAUGUCUGAUACAGAUUCUUCCAUACAGUGCCAAAGCUACGUUUGGCAUUUCAUGUCCUAUUACCCAUGUUGUUGAGCCAGUCCAGGUAGGAUACCUGUGUCUUUCUAGCCACAUGCUAUGAAUAUAAUACUGAGCUCUUCAGAGCAGCAGCAAACCAUAUUACAAUCGCAGGCAGCUUGUGCAUAUUCCAUUGUGUGGGCCUGGAACUUCAGCUAUGUUAAUCUAGCCCUGCACCAUCCUACAACCAAUGAAAACAAAUGGAUGGACAUUAUUCACUGCCAAGCCUCUGUUUAUCAUCUGCCACAGACCUCGUGAGGGACUAGCAGGGAUAUUUUCUUAACCAGUUCUCUACUGGCAGCUUAAAUAAUGUGUAGCCAAUGGUAAAUAUUACCGAUUUUUGCUGUUUGGUAAGCAAGAACAUCCGAAUGUGCAACAUAAACUGUUAGUUUGGUGCAUUUUCAGCUUUUUCUAUUAUUAAUAUUUUAGUGAAUAGUUUUAUUUUAACAAUUCUAGGAACCCAAUAAGAAUUUCAAUAUCUUUUGUCUCCCCUUACAGAGAAGCUAACCAGUGAAGCAACUGUUUUGGCUGAACAUCACAAGAAAAUGAAAGAGUACAAUGUCUCCUUAAAACAAUUAAACUCAAACUUUAAUCAGGUACAGUAUUAUUAAAAUAUCUAAUUAUAUUUUUUGUAACUGUUUCUAGAACAUCAUUAACAUUUGAUACAGAUCCUAAAUCCUCUUUCCUAACAGGUGUUUUCAUCCUCUUAACCCUGUAUUUCCCCUUUCUGCCCAGCGGUCCUGUUAUAUUCCCAUACUCCUUUGCACCACAUGUAAAUACAUUUCUUUGCAGAUGUUCUUGGCACACCAUGCUGCAUCACAUUCAUUGUGUGCUUAGUGUCCCUUUUUCAUUGAUCUAUCUGUCUACGACUUUAAAUGGGCACAAAAAAGAGUAAGCUGUGCUGCAGCUAUGCUAAAGUCAUCAAUCUCUUAUCUCUGGGGUAAUCCAAAGCUCCUCAUAGAGAAGCAAAGGGGCCCUACAGGACACAGACAGCAAUUGCAGCACUCAGCUAAUCAGAUGCUUCUUAUUGAGACCCAUUGUGAUGCUGAAUGUGAAGACUUUAUCUUAUUGAAAAUUUUCAAAAAGACUUUUCUUGUUUGGCUGUCUCACAAAUGUAAACAUUGCUGCUUCUCACAAACAGCAAUGUUUCCAUUUGUCAGAAUGUUCAUCAAAAUUCCUACACUGAAGUCGAGGUUUUAUGUAUAAUUUUAUGCUGUACUUUAAUUUUUAGGUCCAGUCAAGGCUUGAACGUGUUGCAGCUAUUAAACCAGGAUUCAGCAAAGUCAAUUUAUGAGGAGAUGUCCUGUGCACAGUUUAUUUGUAAAUAUUUUCCUUUCUUUGAAUGAUUUUUAUAAACCUCAAAAACAAAAUUGCCAUAACCAUUUUUUUUUUUUUUAAAAAGGAUGUCAUCUAUUUUGCAAGGUUUGUUUGUGAUUAAACUAUUCCCUUAAAAUUGAAUUUAAAAAAAAUAAAGUUAAAAUAUCCAAGCUCUGGGUGAAUUUGAGAAUAUUUCCAACUUUGUUAUUGUACCUUACAUUUCACGAUUUAUUUUUCCGUAUUUACUAAACCACCGUUUUCUACGUAUGUUUAAAAAAAAAAAAAAAAAAGGUAAUUAAAGGAACAACCCAUUAUAGGUUUGACUUUAUAUCUGGAGUCAGCCAGGCACCACUCCCCACCUCCACUGUCAAUUACAGAGCCAAGUCAUGCAGGGCUGGCUAAUUAGCUGAUGUCUCUCAGCCAAUGGGCUGUGUCCUGCACGACCAGUUUUACCACUUACAAUGAGGGGGUGCCAGCACACACUCUAAUGUGCUGUAGUGGUUAUGGUGCUCUUAGUGUUCCUUUAGUAUGGAUCUUGAAAAAGCCCACUAAGAGGGGCGAAACGUGUUGAUUAGGUGAUCCAUCAUCCUGCAUUUUAUCUUGUUUUACUGUCAACACUCUGCAUGACAAGUUUUUAUGCAAACCGGAGGCAGAAUUACAAAGAGGAGAACUUUUACUGAAUCCACAGCCAGCCUUGAAGCAGAGGAGAGAUAAGACUGCAGCCAGAUAAGCUUUUAUUGUGGUCCUUAGAGAUAAGCACCACAUUUUUCUUCUGUAAGGGUUCCUAUGUUGGGGAGGGGGAUUCCAUUGGUGUUUUAAGACAUUAAAUACAGUAUUGCACUAUAUAUAUUCUGUCUUUUUUAAAGGAUUCAAAGUCAAAGAUUGUGUUCCCAAACAACACUGUGGACCUCCUGUCACUUUGGACCCUGCUACAUAUUUUAUACUGGACUGAGAUACAAUUUAGAUUUUUUUUGUUACAAUCUGAUUACUAUCACUUAUAUUGACACUUAACACUGUAUGCUAUUGCUGUUUCUAAUUAUUAUAGAUACAUUUGUUAAGACCUUUACCCCUGAUUACACAUAAAAUACCUAGAGGACAACUUAUCCGUAUUAGUUGUACCACAUUUUUCUACACAAGAUGUAGUUUAAAGCAAAGAUUUUGGAAAAAGCUUAUACAUUAGAUUAUGACAGAUGAGUCAGACAUCUGGAUAAAUAAACCACUAUUCUCAAAGGGGCUCAUGUCAUUUUGGAAGAAAAUGUUUGCUGGCUGUUCCCUUCUCCCCUAACUGCGAGUCAUCAUAAUCAAACUUUAUUUUACUAAAAUAAGGAAAUAUAUGAACAAAAAUAAAGCAAUAAGGGCUGCCAAAGGCUAACUGAAAAUAAAUUCCAUUAGAAACAUUUGUUUAAAAAACAGACUAAACAGUUUAAUAGAAAUAAUGACAGCAAGUUUAAUACAGGCUGUAUUUAGAACUAUAGUAAAUUGCUUCAAAUACAUUAAACUUCUCACAUCUUUAAAAGGUGCUGAAUUGAAUUAUUCAGCAAAUGUAAGCUAGUAUUGCUAAAUCUAAGGCACACAGCAAUGAUUUAGGGUUUUGUUUUUCCACGAAGUGCCAGAGGUUAUAACAUUUGCAAAUUGUGUAGCAUGUUUUGUGCCAUGCAUGUGGAUAUUGACCUGCCUCUUGGAACAUGAGAACACGCUUAAAGGGAAAGUCUUACAUUAGGUUUUGCUUGGCUGUCAUGGCUUGCCAUUUAUUACGGAUUAUCUCAGCCAAUCCAAUGCUUGUCCAAAAAGAGGCAUUGAGGGGCCUACUGCAAAUGUGCAGCAAUUGUCUCUGCAUCAAUUAGCAUCUCGUCAUAGAGAUGCAUUACAUGAGUGCAUGGGGGGGAGCAUUCAGCCUCUUCAUGCGGAGUGUAAGAAUGCUGAAGGGCAAUAGUGCAGGGCCAUAAUAAUAAGCACCACUAGUGGCUAACUGAUAGUAACGGUGUUCUUAGGGACAAAUGUAAACACUGCCUUCUUAGAGAAAAGGCAGUGCUUAUAGAGCAGUGAGUACAGUCAGGCUCUUUGCACCAAAACCACUACAUUAAGCUCUAGUGGUAUGGUUUCUUACAGUGUCCCUUUAAUGCAUAUAUACACUGCCCAUCUUUCCUCGGACAGGAAGUAUAGUCAGUGAACAGGUGGUGUCAGCAGAAGCAGUUUGGCAAAAUGCUCUUUAGAACACAAAUCCAUGAACAGUGCAAUAAAAUCAUAAUUCACUUUCCUGAUCCCAGGAGUUAAAGGGGAAUUCUAAAGCACCAUAACUGCCAAUCACUGCGGCAGUUAUGUUAUCAGCACACCCAAUGGCCAUUCUCUGGUUAUGGGAAACUGUUUUCAAAUGGUUUGGCACAAAGUGUUCCCUGGCCUGGCCCCUUGCGAUGAAGAUGGCUAAUGAAGAAAUGCUACUUUCAUAUUGGCAAUAUGAUUUUGAAAUUAGCUGACCUGCUAAGCCAAUGAAUGCCAUUGAGAUGUGGACAGAAUUUAUAUUUCUAAUGUGUAAGUGCAAAGCCUAUGCUUUUGACAUCUGAGAAGAUCCUCUGUGCCAGGCAGUCAAAGUGUUUAACAUGUAACCAGGGGAUAGAGCCAGGAGAUGACUGGCACCAGUUAUGAUGCUUAGAAUGCCCUUUAAUCUUUUACAGUGCUAAUCAGUAAAACCAAUAGUCUUUAUUGCACACAAGUAGAUAUUGUUUUAGUAGCAAAUGCAGUACACUUACUAUACCCAGGGUAAUCUAAAAGAACUAGAUUAGGGUUUAAAUUCCCCUUCAUUGGUUUGAUGCACACAGUUUGCUUGUAGAUAAAUGGGUACUAAAACACGCAUAUAGGAAAUUUCACAUAUCGGACACAACUGUGUAAACUUUGAAAAAGGAAUGCUUUAUUGGAUUACAGUUCUCCUGUUCAACCUUUAAAAAUAAAUAUAAUACAUAAAGCUGUCAGAUAAGCUAUGGAUCUGGGGUCAUCAGUAAUUGCAUACUUCAGAACAGUUAAUCCUGUCAAUCCAAACCACACUGCUUAUUAAAUAUACUCCAAUAAGCUACACUUUAAAUGAGGGGAAUAAUUAUAGAAUGAUUAUUCUAUAAAAUCCAUUGUAGAGGUAAGGACUAGAAUGUCAGUGAAACUGAAUUAAGGGAUCUUUGCCUGGAAAAGGUUUUAAAAAAUAUUAACUUUUCAUAAAUAUGUUCCUAUUACUUUUGUUUGUAAUAAAAGUAAUACUUAUUUUCUGGUUCAAAACAUACAAUAUAUAUUUUUCAUAAAAUAUUAUAUAAGGUUUUUUUGUGGUGUGUUUACAAUGUGUGUUACAAUUAUUAUCUGGAGCUUAGUCUCAUUAAAAAAAUGUUUGCGUCAUGUUAUACAACUAAUGAGAACAAUAUGCAUAGUACUGCACAGGCUAUAGGGAGCCAGUGGCGGCUAACCAAUUAUAAGAUACCAGCAUGUGUAGAGAUGCAGUUACAGUAAACCAUCUUUGCUGACAGUACAGCAAGUCGUUUUAGUAAGCUGUAGUGUAUAAAUUAAAAUGUUAAUAAAACACCAUGGUCAUUUUAAAAUUAGCGACCGUUAUCUACGAACUUAGUUUGUUUUAAGAUAGUAUGGGUGUACAAUUCUCAGUGUGUUAUUUUAUUACAUGUUUUGCAAUAAAUAUGGUGAGAAUUAAAUACUUGGAAAAAAAAAAAAUUUACUCUUUACCAGGUGUGCCCAAAAGGUAGAUCCCCAGAUGUUUGAAAACUACAGCGUCCAUGAUGCUUUGCCACUCAAAGCAUCACGGGAGUUGUGGUUUUAAAACAUCUGGGCAUCUUCCUUUUUGGCACCCCUGCUCUAUACUUUAGGCAAUUCUAAAAGGCACAGGUUCACAGUCAGUCUUUAGGACACACAGCUAUAGACGCUCCAUUCCUAAAUCUGUACUGCUUAAAAACUUCCUGAGAACAAAAUGAAAUUUUUUUGGGGGUGUUUGUGUGCACACGCAUGUGCAGACUGGAAUGACACACCAGCUUUAUCUAGAGUUCAAACCAGAUACCAAUGUAAAGCUCCACACCAUCUGCUAUAACAGUAAAGGCCUUUACUGUGCUAGAAGCAAAAGCUUUGUCAAGAGGCGAACCAAGACUUAUCGCCUGGGACGUCCACACAGAGUAAGUCAAUUCACACAUUAAGGCAAGGUUAAAUGAUUAGAAGGAUCAGUGUGGUGGUCCCUCUUUUUUGUCUUCCUUCUCAAUUAUUUUGUAGUCGUUGAGGAUCACGUGACUGGUUUCCUUCGCAGUUUUCUUUACAAUUGCUUUGAUUCCAAGAUGAUCAAUAUUAAAUGCGGUUACUCCAACAUUGAUGGCAGAAUUCAUAGCAUUGUCUGUGGCGUGGCCAGCGUCUUUGCCAAACCUGCAUCAGAAACCAAAUGCAUUUCAGAAUCAUCUAAUUUUAAAUUAAACUUAAUGAUCAAGUUUGGCCUGGAAAUUGUCAAAAUCACCAAACCUCAAUCAUGCCAGUUACAGUAACUAAAACUGUUGGUUCACUUUAAAAUGGGGUAGAUUUAUCAAUGUAGCCUUGGUGUAAGGAUAUUUAGAUCCUACCAGAGAUUUUCUACCUUGAAAGUAUUGUUUUUACUCCUCUGAGGAGUACCCUGCCUUACUGGCUAUAGAGAAUACAAUUAUCUUUGUAUAUGUGUGGCUGGCAUCACAUUGAUAGAUCUCCUCCAAUUUAUAGUAUUGGAAAUCAUUUUGAAGGAUGAUUUAAACAUUUAUUUUAUUUUUUAAAUCAAGCAAAAUACAAUCAUGAAUAUUAAGCAAUUGUUUUUAAGAUUAGAAUUUAAGUUACAGUUUCUUAGAUGCAUUUGCAUAAUGACAUUUGGUGUUUUAAAAUAAUUGCUGGGCUUCUGAAGGACUUACCUCUCCUUCAUGUGAAAAGGUGGAAGAUAGCUUGGAAGAAUAAUGUGCAUGUUUCCUACAUACCACACCCCAUGGGGCCUUCUAUUUUUCCCUGGCUACACCAUACCAACCUGUAGCCCACCUUAUAAACAGCCCCCCUGCCACUUACUUGGUCCUCUUAAUAACUGCCAUCCAGUUCCUAGACACCAGUGUUCCUAAAGGAUAUCCCCAAACAUACCAACCCAAUCUUUAGUACUGUGAACACUUCCAUUUACCCCAAAACUCUCCCAUUCUGUUCAUAAUUUUUUUAAUUUUUUUUUUUUUUUUAAAGGGAAAUUUUAACCCUUUGAAGCAGGGAGGGGGGACGGGGGGAACCAUUGUUCUGUAAAUUUCCCUGUUGGGCUUUUUCUUACCUGGAAUCCAGCACCAGGAAAGCUCCCGGUGUUGACUGCCACACACCCCAUUCUCACGCCACAGGGGCCUUGUGCGGUCCAAUCACAGGCUUCUUGUGGAGAAGAUUGUGAUUGGACCAAAUGCCGUCUCAGAGUGCACGCACACAUUCCAGGAAGGGGAGGGAGUUUUUUUUGUUUUUUAAACUGUCUGCAGUGAAUGGAGGCGGGAGGCAGUGCCCACAGAGAGGGGAGAGCUAGAUUUUUAAUGUCUGUUGCCAGCGUGCAGUGCGUUCUGAUGACAGACUUCCAAUAUACACGAUUGACGUAGAAAGCAAGAAACAGAGUUCUGGGCUGCCAGUGUCACUUGUGCUGGAGGUGCAACUAGCCCCUAGCACACAAUUACAAAUAUCUCUGUAUGUGCAGUGUUUCAAGCAGAAACCCUGCACAUACAUAUUCCUACCACCACGACCACUUCAAAUCAAGUGGUUGGUCAUGGUGGUUAGAGUAACCCUUAAACUGUGUUACUAACAUAUUUAAACUCCAUUAGCCCACCCACUGUGCAGCAGGUAGCGCAAGCAUAAAUGACUUUCUGGUGUGGCAGGCAUCCACUGAAAUCAGGAACUUCACAUAGGAAUACAUUUUUAUUUCUAACUUAUUAAUAUUUGCAUAUUUGAACAUAAGUGAAUAAGAAAGCUACGCUGUUACUGAUACACCAAUUUUUCCAGGUUUGACCAAGACUUGCACUUACAAGGUUACAUAAUCCUUAGAACUUUUUUUUUUUUUUUUUUUUAUGAAUAAUGGCCUAUUGGGCAUUUUUCCUUAGGCACCCCUCUUCCAAGCAGUAAAAAUAAGUUAUAAAAUACGUUUUCCAUGCACCCUCCCGACUUCACCGGUCAAAUCAAACAGCUUCUCAUAGGGAAGCCUUUGAUUGGACAGUAUAGCCGGCACAGAGCCGGUGUCAGGAGGGAUUCUUGAAAAAUUAAAAAACUUAGCUGAGGGAUAGGGAGGCAGGAGGGCUGCGUGACAAGACAAGAGUGCAAAGUCUGCAGAGCCUGCAAGGGGAUCAUCAAAUUAAGUCUUUGCCAGCAUGCAGUGCGCACUGAUGACCGGUGUAAAAUAUGCACAGAAUUGACAUUUGGCAGUCCAGACAAAGUUUCAGGCUCCGAAAGUUACUUGUGCCGGCAGUGUAACAAGCCCCCAGCACACAAAUGCAAAUAACUGAAACAGCAAGAUUCCUUCCUCCAUAACCACUUUCAAAAGCAGACGUGGUCAUGGACAUUGGAGUAACCCUUUAACACUGUGUUGCUGCAAUGCAUCAAGAAACCAAUAUAGAGAAAAUCAAUAAACUGAAUUAAACCACAGCUAUUGGAUUUGGAAUCAUUUUAAAUUAAUUCGUACCAUCAUUUGUACAUUAACUGAAUUUAACACAAACAUUAAGUGUAGUACAGCUGCAUUUACUAAACAUGUUAAACCCAUCAUCCUUUAAGAAAUAAACCAAGGUUUAAAAACCAGAUCCAGCAGUGUAGAGCGAGCUGAGACUUUAAAUUUGGUGUUUGGUAUUCGUUAGGAAUACACAGAGAUCGGAGUAAUUGAUCAAUUAAACAGGUACAAACAUAUACCAAGUAUUUACAUGUAUUAUCUUCAAUGCAGGUUCCCCCAUACCUAGAUAAAAAGAAAUAAUUUGGUUAUAAUGUAGGGAUACUGCAAAUUGAAAAUGGCUCAACAUAGGACCAUUUUUAAUGGUUUAUUGAAUUGCGUACAGAUAUGGUCAGGACAGAUACAUAUAAGGCUAUUAGAUCGAUUAUUUCAAAUUCCUUUAUAUUUCUCAUGUAUUUUCUAAAAUUAAAGGAGCACUAUAAGGUCAGGAACACAAACAUGUAUUCCUGACCCUGUAGGGUUAAAACCACCAUCUAGCCACCCUGGUCCCCUCAGGCCUCCCUAAAAAAUUUAAAAUCUUACUGUAUUCAAGUCUGGAGCUGCCAGCUCUGGCUCUGUUUCCUUUAGACCUGCCCACUGCCUGCUGACAUCAGCAGAAGUGGUAGCCUGAUCCAAUCACAAUGCUUCCCCAUAGGAUUGGCUGAGACUGACAAGGAGGCAGAUCAGGGGCAGAGCCAGCAUUAUUCAAACACAGCCCUGGCCAAUCAGCAUCUCCUCAUAGAGAUGAAUUGAAUCAAUGAAUCUCUAUGAGGAAAGUUCAGUGUCUGCAUGCAGAGGGAGGAGACACUGAAUGUUUGGAUGCAUUUUAGGCAGCCAUGACCCAGGAAGGAUCUCUAACAGCCAUCUAAGGAGUGGCCAGUGAAGUUAUCACUAGGCUGUAAUGUAAACACUGCAUUUUCUCUGAAAAGACAGUGUUUACAGCAAAAAGCCUGAAGGUAAUGAUUCUACUCACCAGAACAAAUUCAAUAAGCUGUAGUUGUUCUGGUAACUAUAGUGUCCCUUUAAUGAAUAGCAGUGAAGGCUAACCUUUUCGUAAAAUUUUUCAUUCUGUAGUGUAUUGCACAUAAACAAUUAUCUUAAUGAGACAGUUUAAAUCAAUUCUGUCUACCUAGUGUUUAGAACAGCUUGCUAGUAAGUAAUCAAUACUGAAAUGCUUUAGAAUAGUUGUAAAUGUAAGAAAAGCAGCAAAAAGCUGAAAAUAUUUUUUUUUUUUUUUAGGUUUCGUACUUUCAUCCAUUUACUGGAAUGCAAUUCAAUCUCGGACAAUUUUUCCUCCCGAAGACUGGCCACUGUAUCAUUACAGGGACUGUCAAAACACAGCUUACAUGUACACUAACUAUUGGCAUUA